GGUACUGCAAGCCUUUGUUUGGCUACCUGAGUGAGCUAUCUUCACAACCCAAAUGUCAAAACUUGUUCCUUUUUUGGAAUUUUCAUGAAAAAUUGCUGCUUUUCAAAGAUCUGUUUCUUGAGGGGUAACAAUGAAAUCUUCUGCUCGACUUGACUCAGUGGUGUUCCAGCUCACACCAACUCGAACCAGGUGUGAUUUGGUGAUAUGCGCAAAUGGGAAGACUGAGAAGAUGGCUUCUGGUUUGCUUAAUCCAUUCCUUGCCCAUUUGAAGACUGCACAAGAACAGAUUGCCAAGGGGGGUUAUUCAAUCAUCCUUCAACCAGACCUUACCAUUGAUGCUUCUUGGUUCACAAAAGGAACAGUGGAGAGGUUUGUUCGGUUCGUGAGUACCCCCGAGAUCUUGGAACGGGUGUAUACUGUUGAAUCUGAGAUUUUGCAGAUUGAAGAGGCUAUUGCAAUUCAAAGCAAUAACAAUGUAGGAUUGAGUGCUGUCGAAGAACAUCGAGUAAAACCUGUGGAAAGCAACGGCACAGAAGGCAGCAGGGCUAAACCAGAUUCCAAUGACGAGAAAGCCAUCGUCCUUUACUCACCAAGUGCACCGUGUUCUGAAGCGAAUGCAUAUUCUGCGGAAGGAAAUUCUAAAGCUCAACUUUUGAAAGUCCUGGAGACAAGGAAGACAGUGCUGCAGAAAGAGCAAAGUAUGGCAUUUGCACGAGCUGUAGCUGCUGGUUUUGACAUCGAUCACAUGGCAUCUUUGAUUUCAUUUGCUGAAACUUUUGGAGCCUCUCGUUUUAGGGAUGCUUGUAUAAAAUUUACUGAAUUAUGGAAAAGAAAGCAUGAAACUGGCCAGUGGCUUGAGAUUGAAGCAGAUAAAGCAAUGUCCAGUCGAUCUGAUUUUCCUGUUAUAAAUGCAGCUGGCAUUGUGUUUUCCGAGAACAACGGAAAAUAUGGUGUUGAGUCAAGUACAGAUGAGAAGCCUUCAAUGGAUCAACAAACCCCGGAUCGUCAAGAAUCUUACCAAUCUCAGUAUCUGCAUCCCAUGUUUCCUCCCUGGCCUAUCCAUUCUCCACCGGCUGGUAUGCCAUCCUUUCAAGGAUAUCCUAUGCAAGGGAUGCCUUACUACCCGAAUUAUCCUGGAGGUAGUCCAUUUUUUCAGCAACCUUAUCCGUCAAUGGAGGAUCCGAGACACAAUGUUGGUAAAAGAAUACAGAAACAUCAUUCAAUGGAGAGUAGAGAAAGCCAUAGUGGAUCAGAUACUUGGGAGAUGGAAAGAGCAAAAUCUCAAGAUAACGAGGAGUUGGAUAAUGGAACUUCACUAAGUCCAAAACCGAGAAAGAAGAGUAGCAAGUCAGGUAAAAAGCAGUCGGGAGUGGUAGUCAUUCGGAACAUCAAUUAUAUCACUUCAAAAAGGGAGAACUCUUCAGGUAGUGAUUCACAGUCAUAUUCUGGCUCUGAAGAGGAUGUGGAAGAUGGAGAUACAGAGCAUAAGAACACUCGGAGAUCCUCAAAGGAGAAUGGAAGUCGAACAAAGUCUGUCGAAGAAACAGUAAACGGGAAGGAGACAGAUGGUGGACACUGGCAAGCAUUUCAAAAUUACUUACUUAGAGAUGCUGAAGACAAAGAACGUAGAACUGGUCAAGAAAUGUUUUCGACAGAAAAGGAAGUUCACGGAAAGAGAAGACCGAACAGAGUGCGUGGAAGUGAAGACCCUUUAAUUUUUGGGGGACUAGAAAUGGGUCAAUUCGAAGAAGGGAAUGCAACCGUCAUGCAUGAUACUAUUGCAUGUGGCUCUCGCAUGCCGAAAGCAUCGAAUGAUCAAUCUUUGACCAUUGGAAGAGGUGGUCACUCUGCUGAUGGUGGCAGGAUUUCCAUUGAUGCUGAAAUGGGUGGCAGGAGAGUUUAUCCAAGGACUAUAAAUGAUGAAUUCAUCCUAGAUAGACAAUAUAAUCCGCCAGAUUUUACAAAUUCUCCAUCAGAUCCACAGGCUUUUAAUCGGUUUGAACGUUCAUCCAACGGUUUGGAAAGAAGAUCAUCAAAUGAUAUAAACAAUGAUUCCUACAUUGUUCCAUUCAGGUCCACUUCAGUCACUCAGGCUGGAACUGAUGACCGUAGUGCUAUGAAUAUGGUUUCCGAUUUCUCGUUGUCACUUCAGAAAGCAGAAAAUAUACCUAAUAGGGUUGGAAGCCAGGUCAAUUGUGAACCCAAUGAUUUGAGUUUGAUGCCUGAGCGUGUAACAGAAAUGGGGUCAAUCGGAUAUGAUCCGGCUUUGGAUUAUGAAAUGCAGGCUCAUGUCAAAGAUGGUACUUCACUGGUUAAGAAAAAUAAAGAGGGAAUGCAAGGGUCUAAAAAGUCAGAAAAGGACCGAAAAUCGAAACUUAUUGCUGAUCCUUCUGAGAAAAAGAAGGCUGUAGGACCAAUAAGGAGAGGAAAACCUUCAAAACCGAGUCCUUUGGAUGAAGCUAAAGGCCGGGCUGAGAGGCUAAGAACCUAUAAAGCUGAUCUUCAGAAAAUAAAGAAGGAGAAGGAGAAGGCCGAAAUUAAACGACUUGAAGCAUUAAAGAUGGAGAGACAAAAGAGAAUUGCUGCUAGAGGCGGUUCUGUUCCGGCUCAGGCAUCGGUGGUUGCUCAAAGCCGGAAACAAUUGCCAUCAAAACUUUCUCCAAGCUCUUAUAAGGCAUCAAAGUUUACUGAUGGUGAGCCUGGACCGUCAUCGCCACUACAAAGGUCCAUCAAGCCUGCUUCUGUGGGAUCAGCUGAUUCUCACAAAGCUUCUAAACCCAGCAAACUGAACACUGGAACCCCAUCCCAUGGAAAUAGAUUAAGCCGGUCAGUUUCAUCAUUGCCUGAAACGAAGAAGGACAUUGGUGGUGUAACUCCUGAUAUAAAGGUAUCCAUGGCAAGGAUUAGGAGAUUAUCAGAACCGAAAACAAGUAGCAGCCCACUUGUUUCUUCAGUGAAAUCACGGAACUCCGAGCCAUCAAAGAAAAAAAAAGUAUCUGGUGGGCCUGAAAGCAAAAAAAUAUCAGCAAUUGUGAACCAUGAUAAAAGUAAGAUUGCGUCUCUUCCCGAGCUUAAAAUUAAAACAACUAAAGCCCCUGAUGUUACCAGUAGCAAAUCUAAAGGAAAUGCAAUGACUCAGAAGGUGACUGGAAGUAUUUCUUCGACCACCGAUGUUAAUGAACCAAGUAGGAACAAGGAAAAAGUUCCACUUAAUGGCGAUGAGGAUGACAGUACAGUGGUUGAGAAAACUGUUGUGAUGCUUGAAUCCAUUCCGGCAGUAAACUCAUCAGAAGGAACUACUGUAGUUCAGAAGGAAAAUGAUGGUAUCGCUAAAAUUAGGAGGGAAACUGAGAUGACGUCAGAUUAUGCUGCCAUUCAUGCACCAGUUUCUUCGUUGAAUCUUGAAGCACUUGAUAAAGAACACCAGAUACAACAAAAACCACAAGCUUAUGAGGUUCAAAAGGGAAACAUAAGUAGCACUGAGAAGGAAUCGUCAAAAUUUACAUGCACAAGUGUUGCUGAAAACCAGUAUCAAGCCCCUUUAGCUCGGGCCUCUUCUUUGGAAGAUACAUGUACUGAAAUUUCAGAGUAUGACAGAGCACCUCCAGCUAGCAUGCAGGCUGCAACAAUAGACUCAGAGAAUGUUAGAGCUCUUGUAGCUGACACUAAUGGCUUGAAGCUAGAAAAGAUUCCUGAAGUGCUGGAUAAGCCUCAGGUGAAGGAGUCAUCGAAAGGGUUUCGACGGCUGUUGAAGUUUGGAAAAAAGAGCCAUAGCUCAACUAGAAGCGAACAUAGUGUUGACUCAAACAGUGAGGCUGAGGAGUUGGUUGUGAACGCUGUCUCUUCUAGUGAAGUUCAUACGUUGAAGAAUCUGAUCUCUCAGGAUGAGACCCUGACAACUGGUAAUACUCCACAAAAAUCUUCUCGCUCAUUUUCGUUGUUGUCAUCAUUCCGAAGCAAGACCAAUGAAAAGAAGUAUUCGGCUUGACAAUGAAGUUGAAGCCAUGAACUUUGUUAUUUUCCCUUUUUGCAACCUGAAAAGAUUAGUUACCAUUACGAAUAUGUUUGUAAAAAUGUUCUUUCCGCAGCCAGUCAUUGGUUGAUGUUUUUGAACUGAAAUCUGUUUCUAGCAGACUUUUCCACCCGACUUAUAUUUACUCUCUUUUGUAUCCAUGAAUUCUGCCAUUGUUUACUGAAAAUAAGAAAAUUCCAUCAA
Molecule: messenger RNA, 4216 nt
Organism: Hibiscus syriacus
Lineage: Eukaryota; Viridiplantae; Streptophyta; Magnoliopsida; Malvales; Malvaceae
Product: COP1-interacting protein 7-like
Exons: 13
Coding region: 131-3988 (1285 amino acids)
Source: RefSeq, a predicted model, not a curated record